This is a messenger RNA of Penicillium maclennaniae, 1044 nucleotides long. RefSeq lists its product as uncharacterized. Gene Ontology annotation, molecular function: arylformamidase activity. NCBI's taxonomy places the organism in Eukaryota, Fungi, Ascomycota, Eurotiomycetes, Eurotiales, Aspergillaceae. Bases 1 to 1044 code for a protein of 347 amino acids. The transcript has 3 exons. The record is from RefSeq and is a predicted model, not a curated record.
AUGGCAGGGACUAAGAAAGACAACGCCGUGAUCCCGUUUGACUCCCUCCCGUUAGACUCCAGUGGCCCUCGAGGAAAUGCGUGGGGUCGAUUUGGCCCUAACGACGAGCUUGGCACAUUGAACUUACUCACGCCGGAGGUCAUUGUUGAGGCUGCGAAGGAGAUUCAGACUGGAGUGCGCAUCUCUCUUGACUGGCCACUCAGCAUGCCUUCCUAUCCAAGCUUCAACCGCAAUCCGUUCAAGCAGGAGCUUUUUCUCCGGACCCCCCAUUGUGUUUAUGAUGACAUUUUGACUUUCAAUACUCAAGGUUCGACUCAAUGGGAUGGGUUCAGGCAUUACGCUAAUCAAAAGUCUCGACAAUUCUAUAAUGGACAUACUACCGAGGAGAUUAAGAGUUCGGAUGUGAUUGGUAUUCACGGUAAAGACAACGUGGGCUCUUUCCCGUUCGUGUUAUCAUCGAGGCUAAUCGGGUCAAUGGCAGCAAUGGUUGAGCACGGUGGGAUCACUGGCCGCGGUGUUCUUCUGGAUUAUGCCGACUGGGCUGCCUCACACUCUAUCUCAAUUUCAGCUCUCGAGUCAGAAGCAAUCACCCUUGAACUUCUCAAGCAAGUAGUCACGGAUCACAAGCUUGAAUUUCGGAAAGGCGACAUUCUGUUCAUUCGGAGUGGCUUCACUGCUGCAUACAACAACUUGAAUGAGCAGCAACGAAAGGAUUUGUCAGAUCGCCCGUCUCCUGAUUUCAAUGGCGUGGAAGCUACAGAGGGAAUGCUUCGGUGGUUAUGGGAUCAUCAAUUUGCUGCUGUCGGCGGUGACGCACCAAGCUUCGAGCGAGCUCCAAUUCGAGGUAGCCACGCGGACCCUAACUUCAAUCUUCAUGAAUGGGUUCUGACAGGAUGGGGUACCCCUAUUGGUGAGAUGUUCGAUCUCGAGAAACUAUCCUCGCAUUGCAAGGCUACUGGAAGAUACAGCUUCUUCCUGUCUAGCAUGCCGCUUAAAGUUAUCGGUGGAGUCGCAAGCCCUCCAAAUGCUUUUGCCAUUUUUUAA